AUGAGUGGAGCAGAGGGGGUCGUGUGCGAAGGUUGGCUGCGAAAAUCCCCACCGGAGAAGAAACUGAGGCGUUAUGUGAGUGCUCCACUUCUCUAGAAGUUCUUAACUGAAAAAUGCAACCCUACCUUGGUGUUAUGGAUGCUGCUCAAGCUUGACAUGCACCUGCAGGGAAAAACUGGUCUGAAUAGCUUUGAUGUGCGCUCGUUUUAUCGCUGUUUACACACAGAUUAGCUUCCUUAAGCUGAUCAGAAGGAGUAAUAAAAGCUUUAACAGCUGUCUGCUUAUCCACUUUAUCUAUGCAGGACAGAAGGGGGAUGGAGAAAAAGACUUUUUGAGGGGUGAAAUAUAAAUUUAGUAAAGGGUAAAAUAUUUGUAAUAUGUCACAUUUCAAUCACAAAUAUCUACAAAUCCUAUAACAUGAGGCUUUUUCUCAAGCGGCUGCAUGGCAUGUUUUCCAGUAAAGCAGCAGCUUUGGCAGUCACUCACACACUUUCACACACACACACUCACAUACACACACACUGCAUAUCUGGCAUGCCUUGCCAGUGAGUUGAGCUAAUCUCAUCUCUCCUCUUCAUACUUUCUCCUGAUCUUUCUUUCUUUGUACUUUCACCUCCAAGUAUCCGUUCCCUCAGUUCAUUUACUCAUUCUUCCUGUUUCCUGGUCAAUUUCCUUUCUGUGUGUGUGUGUGAGUGUGUGUAUGUGUGUGUUUGUUUAUGGAAAGCCAAGGGCAAAGGAGUUAUAAAAUGGGCGCAAGAAAGGUUAUUGUUUGGACAAAAGAAAGUAACUUGUGGGGAGGGGGUUAGAUGGUAGAUGGAGAGAUUUUAGGCUAAAACGCAGGCAGGCGGUAACUUUAAAAAGAGCGACUGACUACUGCAGAUGUACAAAUAAAUCAUAGUAAACAAAAAACUUUCUCUACUUCCAAAUGUGUCAUGAGACGGCCGACAUGAGCAGGUGGAAGUGCAGAGAGAAAAGCGCUUGAACAGAGAUUAAGAUUAAGAAGAAACACAGUAUAUACGGGAAAACCAGGGCUCCUAAGGAGAGCCCAUUGUGAACACUGUGUAUACAUUCAGCCAUGAUGGUAUAUACAACCUACUGUGUACACACACACACACACAGUCUUCCCAGCUGUGUGUCUACUGUCAACACACACUCACAUGGAGUACCUUAUAAAGGCUGCAGCAGGCCGAGUUUGGAAACAUGUUGAGUAUUAGACCAGAGUUUGCGGACUGUACCUCAUCAUACACUCCCUAUUUUGUUGAACGCUAAGAGUGUGUGUGUGUGCGUUACAUAAUAGACUAAUCACUCUCAGCUGGGCUCAGCUGCAGGAGGGGGCGUCCCUGCAGAUUUAGAAGAUUUAGAAACACACUCUCACACCCAUGGACUGGAAUACGACCAAGCGGAGUAACACAACGGGUCCUCCCUUAGAGCAAAAACAAACACAGCACACAACAAAUGUCAAAUGAAGCGAUGAAGCUUGUACAGGAUAUAACUGCGCUCCUCGCUUGAAUUUAAGAAAGCUGAAGUAUUCAAACCCCCCUUCAGUCAGCGGUUCAGUUAUUGUAUGUGACAAGAAUGAUGGGUGUAGUUGGAGAAACAAGAACUGAAUGUGAUGGUAGGAGGAGGAAUAGUUUUGUAAACAAGGAACCGAGAAGGGGGCGGUUUGUUGUUCGACUCUGGUGUUAAUUCUGGUUGGGACACAGGAUGGAGGAAGCGCUAUUUUCGCUCCAUUGUGCCCUCUUCCUGUCGGGGUCAGAGUUCAGAGGAGGGAACGAAGUAAAAGUAGGUGAAAUAAGAAAGAAAGAGAAAAAAAUAUACUUAAAACUGCAAAAUCUCCGACAGAAUAGUGGAAAUGAUGAGCAGGUGAGAUGGAGAAUGUCAAACAACGAUUGACCUCAAAUGAUGCUGUUGAAUAGUUUACUGUACUCCUCAAGUAACCUGCUGUAAUUGCUUAACUUAAUGAGUAACUGUGAAGUGACUCAACUUACAAACUUAAAGGGUUAACAAUUACAAACUAACUAAACCUGUGAGGAUUAACUUUACAAGUUACAGGACUAGCCUUCUGAAGGGUGCAACUGUUGUGCAGAAAACCAGCUAAUCAACUGAUAACAGACUAUUCUGAUUAUUAUUAUUUUUUUUUAUCUUGGUACCUAAUAGCAUAGAUCUGGAAAGUUUUCUAUUAAAAGGUGGGGUAGUCAGGAUCAGAGGAAGUGUCAGUUUUUGGGAGAAAUCUUAAAUGUAAACUCUACCCCUCCUAACCAGUUUUCCCCUCAGCUCCUACUCUCCCCUCCCUCUCUGGUCCAGCAAGCCCCGCCCACAAACAGACGCACCUGCGUGCUCGUAUCAUUUCAAUUAAAUUCAGAUAUAAUGCAGAUAAAUACUUAAGAUAAUUACAAAUGGGGCCCAGUCAACCUGAAAGUAAAAAGCAUUGGUGCUACUGUAGAUGCCAACAGAUUACCAGCAAACACAAUGUUUGCAGGACUUCUACAACUAGGAUAAAGUGACAUAGUCCAGGACCCAAGGUCAACAGUUUAGCGAUGGCGCUACAACACGCUACAGCAGGUCCAUUAGACAAGAAACGCUUCUGUUACAGACACUUGGCUUACUUUGUUGAAGCAGUUUACCUGUCCAGCAGAAAGGUUACAGGGUGCGUAAGAUCCCGAAGCGUCACACACAGGGAUAUUGUGAUAUUACCAAAUGUUAUCAAUAACUAAUAGCUAUUGACUGAUAUUAAAUGCUUUUUUGUACAUACACCACAAAAGUGAUGCUUCUGUAAUGGAAACCUGCCAAGCCUACCUUUAAUAGCAUAGACCAGGAAGAUUUUUCAUAAAUUAAAUUAUUUAGAUUUUAAUAGGCAGAAAAUAAAUCUGUGUGCUUGUAAAAAUAUUAAUUAGCUUUCAUAGUGGUGAGUACAAUAUUUCUAUAUGAAUACAGGACACUAUGCUGCUGCUUUACAGUACAGACCUGUGCCAAGGCUUACACAAACUGCUUCAACUGCUGACAGAAACAAAAGUAGUUCAGUGUAAGUUUGUACUCACAACCCCUGGGAUGUUUCCUGGAGCAGCAAGGGAAGGUAACAGGCAGGUACGAAACGACGAGGAAGGGAUUUAGGUGGAUUCCAGAAACUGUUUCAGUCCAGAUUUGUGGUUCUGCUUCAUGGUGGCUAAAGUUUACCAGGAAACUGUAGCAGAAAAACACACCCGUGUUACUCUGAGUCUUUCCACAUUAAAAACAACCUUAAAAGACGGUAUAGAGGUCGUUUCCCUAGUUGAGAAUACAGAAAAGCUGCUACCACAUUCACAGCAAUACUCUGGAUGCUAGCAUACGAGGCGCUAGCCGUAGCUAGCGUGCUAACCGCGGCUAAUCGGCGAUCCGCGUACAAAAGCAGAUCGUUAAGGUCUAAUUUUACACACUCUCACCGGUUUUUAAGACGGUAGCUGCUAAUUUUUCCUCUUUAAGUCCGGGUAUCUCGGUAAAAGGCUUAAAUUGGAUUAAACACGGAAAAGGGAUACUUACAUCGUCUUAUGGUUGGUUAAAUUCCUCCGUAGCCGAUAACGACGGGUACAACAAUCAACCUGCGUCAGUUAGAGAACUGGUUCUAACCGGUUCAGACCAGUCCAGUCAGUGCCAAGUACAGUCAGGCUAGUUUUUAGUACAACAUCGACCUUUUGAAAAGUAUUUCUUACAAAAUAAGCAAAAUGGAGUAAUUUGUCUUGUUGGAUUUUGAUUUGUUUUUAAGAUAACUCUCAUCAUUUUCAUCGACUGUGACGGUGGUGAACAAUAACUGCACUUAUUUUUUGUGCUCUUGAACAGGUAUCAGUCUUCUUCUCUUUCUAUUUGAAGGCAAGCCACAAACCGUCAUUAGAGAUGCAUACCGCCACCUACUGACAUGUGUAACAAUCUAAUUUGGAUUCACUUCAUAGCAUGUACCAGUUGAAUUGUGUGUUUGGGUCAAAUUGAAAUACACCAGUCCGAGUCUCCAAGCAGUUGAAACAGGUUUAUGUGUUUUUGAAAGGUGAUUGAGUAAAUGUUAGCAUUAACUGAUUUUAACAUCUACUUCCUUUGGCUAACAUCGGCUGCAACUGGCAAACAACUGCUAACUGGCCACAUUAUUUUGCUUGCAGUGUAAAAGUUAUUGUUGUUAAUUUAAUUAUUUUUAAACAAUAGGCGCAUUCAGCUAUAUAUGAUAUAAAUCUUUGUAUUUCUGGUGAUGUGAAAGUACAUGUGAUGACCCUAUAAAUGCAUGGCAUGCGCAGUGAAAACCUCAGUCCCCUUUCACACAAACUCAGUGACAGAUGUAAAAAAGUAAACCGUCAAUAAGAUGUAACAGAAAAAUCUCUUUACACUGAACACUUCCCCCUCUGAAGACAGCUGAGCAUCAAACAGAGAGAGAGGGGGACAGACAGAAAACACACAGACAUCUAUUGUGAUCUCUUACUGGCAUUUCCUUUUCAGCGAUUUCCCCAUCCUGUCUGUGUUUGGAGAGAGGAGGGAACAUUUUCUACAGUCUUUAAUUGCUGUACUUCGAUCAAACACUCACACACAGGCAUGCCUGAAGAGUCACGUUGGUUUUGCUAAGAAACAGAGUGAAAUACGGAUCAGAAGGGUUGGACUUUUUGCACUCAGAAACACACACUCGGACACUUCCAAACACGUGCGGUCUUACAAACUUGUCAUUUGUAUUCAUUUGGGAGAUAUGAAUGCUCUUGUAUGUUUAUGCAGGUGAGUUAAAAUCAUUCUUCAUGCUCUAGUUCACACCUUAAAGCAACUUUUACACACUACCCACUCACUCUGAAACACAUCUACACACAGAUGGUGAGUCAUGUUCGAAAUAUGAGGUGUCAUCUCGUGGACAGCUCAUGGGAGAUGGACCCUACCCAUAAUGCUUAGUGCAUGACAGCAAAAACCUGAGAGAGGUGUCAAACAUUGAGCAACUCAAGUUUGGUUAACAUCCAUGUGCACUAGAGUGUGAAACUGGUGACACAGGAGUGAAACACCGGAGUGAGGCUGAGGGGAGAGAAGAAAUCAAGAGGGUUGAAAAGUUACAUAAUCUCCUGAACCUUGAGUUUGUUUGAAGAUCUGUCUAAUAAGAUCGCCUUACCAUGAGUAUUUCGUUCUUAGUUUAAUGUUGACAAACAAUAAAAGUGUUAAAGUUUAUUUAUCAAACUUUCUAAAUAUAAAUAUACUAACAGGUUUCUCUGUUUUCCUCCAGGCAUGGAAGAGGCGUUGGUUCGUCUUGCGAAGUGGCCGCCUGAGCGGGGAGCCGGAUGUCCUGCAGUACUUCAAGAACCCGCAUUCUCGCAGACCAAUCAGGACCAUCAACCUGAACCUGUGCGAACAGGUAAACAGAUAGAGGUCCCGGUGUCAUUAUGGAGCCUUGGCAUUAUGAGUCCAGAGUUUAUUUCAACUUUUAAUUCAAUACUGAUGCUGAUGCAGUAUCAUAUACAUGCUAAGUAGGAGAUAAUCUGUGGUGAGCAUCUGGAUUAUGCAAAUUAGAAUUGGAACAAGGUGGGCAGGACAAAGUAGAGGGUUCCUGCCCACCUUGAAGGUGUGGCGACUGAUUUAAACCAACCCAACAUUGUCCAAAACAGCUUCAACUUCAGCCAAGCUGCUUCUUAUUCUUUCAAAUAUCCGAAAUAUGUCCCUCUCUUCAUCCUCAGGUGGACGCCGGCCUGUCGUUCACAAAGAAGGAGCUGGAGAGCAGCUACGUUUUCGACCUGAGGACGGAGGAGAGGAUCUGGUACCUGGUGGCCGAGAGUGAGGAGGACAUGAACCGCUGGGUGUCCUCCAUCUGCCUGCUCUGUGGAUUCAACCCCACGGAUGACGGUGAGGGGAUCAAAAUAUUUGGCGCACUUUUCUGUUUAGCAUUUUAAUUGGACGCGUGUGUGGGUAGUGGCAGAGUCAGUGUGAAAAGUGGUGGGAGGAGAGGGAACAUGAUGGGAAUAGAUUGAUAACAUGUCCUCAUGUUAUGUGUUAGUGACUCAUGUGUAUUUGGUCAAGAUUAUCAUGAAAACAAACACUUUUUCUAUCGUCAGUCUUAAAAAUGAGGUUUUCAGACAUUUUACAAUGUAUAAAUACGUAAUGAAUAAAAAAGUAUAAGUAUAAAGUCUGUCUCUUUUUUCCGCACAGUCCCAGACAGACCUUCUGUGUCCAGCUCCUCCUCUUCCACAGUCAGCACGCCAAGCAUUGCCACGGUAACCGGGUCCGUACCGCCUCCCUACGAUCCGGUGAGAGUGAGAAGCUCGAAUCCCGGCAGUCAUCCUGGCGAAGACUACCUGUGGUUAUCACACUGCCAGAGUCACACCAGGUAAACUCAAGAAACCAAAACCGUGAGGGGAAGGUUAAUCAGAUUUUAUGUCUCCUCCAUGACAGACGGUGCAUCUCAGUUUCUUAUUUUCAGCAGCUAAAGCAUGUCAAACAAAUAACAAGAUGAUAAACCAGUUAAACAGUUUUCCAGUUUGAUUUGCAUCCACUCAGUUUACGAUGACAAUACAAGAAGACACAUAAUUAGACAAUUUAGAGUUAAGUCCAGUCUAAAGAAAACCUAAAAUCAAGCAGACUCUCAGUCAGACGUACAGGUCCAGACCUGUUCAGUCUCAGAAAAGGGAUUAUGGGUUUAUCAUAGUCUAGAUCACACCCACGGGUUUCUAAAAGGCUCGACUUCACAGAAGAGUUUGUCAGAGAGAUUUCAGUCGACAGUGCGUGAGGAGGUUUUCGGUACAUUGUGGUGGUUUGUUCCUUCAUUUGCAGAUUGAACUCUCUGGUUUUCUCUCCAGGCCUCCUUUAGGUUCCUCCAUCUCUCUGGAAACCGACUACAACGACAACCUCUACCCUCCUGCCUCGGCCACCUCCUCCUCGUCUUCCUCGUCGUCUUCUCCUUCCCUCCUUCCUAACGGCGUCCCGCUAUCUUCUUCCACCUCUUCCUCCGGCUCCAGGACAGCGCCUUGGAAAGCCUCCCCCAUGACAGGCCCUUUCAGCCAGUCUCUGGACACCAGCCUGAUCUCCGACCUCCAGAAAAGAGCGGACAAACUUCGAUGCCACCCGUCUCCUCAUCCCAGGAAGCACUCUCUGGAUAUCCACCUGAAACCUGUGGCUUUACCUCUGGAGGAUUUUACCUCCACCAUGCAUCCGAAUUUUCGUGGUUACCAAAUCCCUCGUGCAGCAUCCACUCCUCUGCCACGUGUUCCUCGCCGCCCAUCUUCCACCCCAAGCGUGGACUCCCUGACCCAAGCGGAGCUCCACACUUCCACGCCGACACCCCCUCCACGGCCGCCGAAGCCUCCAAACAUAGCAGCCCAGGGAGAGAGCUCUUCUGUGGGGACGCUCUCCAGAUCCACCUCGGAGCCAGAGAGAAAGGACGAACAUGGGGACACUAUCAAUUUGUCGGGACGUACUCUGACAGGUAAGAAGAGAGGAGUCUGUCCACACAUUGUGGAUUUGGGAGGCCAAAGGGUCUCAGGAGGAGCUUCUACAAACCUGAUUACGCUCACGUUUUGGAAAGCCACUAGCCAAGCCUUUUCAGUACCUCUCAUGUGAGUUAAUAUUCUUCCAAAUAAGUCCAAAGAAAUGGAUUCUGUCCUCCCGUCUGUUUAUAUUUAGAGUAGCCAUGAAGUCCCCGGAGAGAGCUACAUCAUCACUAAUGGCCUGCAGAGAGAUUUAAACCCCGUACGUCAGAGGAGAUCAGAAACCACUCCGGCUGUAAAACAGCUUCAUUGUGCAGGACUGGCAGGAUUGUUAGCCGUUGGUGGAUUAUAUCCUUACAGCUCAGACAAUUUGAUUUCACCAGAGUUUGCUUGGCUUUCAGUUCAUUUUAAGUCGAGAACUUUGCCCCAACAAGUGCACAAAGAGUUCCUUCAACUAGAGCUGAGUUUACAGUCUGGUAUAGUACAAAACAGCAAAUCUAGUAUUCCUUAAAAUGGAACACAACAGCCUUGAAACAGGAUAAGAUUCAGUAACCAUGGUUGAUUGUGUGUAAUUAUGUUUUCCUCCUGAAGCAGUCUUCUGUAAAUUUAGCGCCAUUUGUCCCCUCUCUCUUGAACAACUCUGUCAGCUCGAGUCCUAAAGCUGCACAAGUUCACGUCACUCAGUUACAAGUGACUCUGACCUACUUAACAUUUCAAGGAGCAGACUGAGAUAUUGGAGAAUUUAUUUUAUCACUUAGUAGAAACCUCUAGAGUCAGAAAGGAAACCAAUGUACAGGUGCAAAAAAACUGCAGUUCCCAAAGUGUCCACUCGAGGCAUGCUGCAAAAGCAAAGCAACCCUUAUUAGGUCCCAUGUUAAACUGUGAGCGGAUUUGAACAUGUUCACAGCCAGUUUAUAAAAUGUGUACUUCAUGUAUUUGUUUGUACUGUAAGCCUCACCUAUAAAUGAAAGUAGUGUUUCUGUUCAUUGGUGUUAGCUAGCAGUUUACUCACCCGUGCUACCAGGUAACUUUAGAUCUUCUCUGUUGUCAGGUUAGCUUUCUACAGAGAUAGGUGUUUUUGUCAGCAUUUCUCAAAAUUAGCUAGAUAUGUGGUCGACUUCGCCUGCCUGCAGAGAACUGUAGCCUCAGCCAUAUCUCUACAAAUGGGCGGCGCUAAACUGGUGACAAAACUUUGCUAGCUACGCUAUAGAAAUACUGGAAUAUCACUUUAAAUCUGGUCUUGUUGGCAUGCUUUGGACUUUCAAACCCAAGUUCCUGGUUCACCAAUCUUCAGUAUGGUUCUGUUAUCUUCUGUUCUCCAGGUUGUGACUCCUUCCACAUCCCUCAGUCUUUGUCCGACAGGGCGAGCAUGUUUGAGUUCAGCGAAAGUUUCAACAACUACUUUGUGAGUCUUGAACUUAAAUAAUCAAAAAAAUGUGAUGCCCAUGUUUUUUCUUGCUCUGUCAUUCUUAAAUGAGUUAUCUCCUCUCACAGUUCAAUAAAGGCAUGGUACCGUUGAGCAGUGUUUGUUCUGAGGAUGACGACGUGGAUGAAAACUACGUUCCCAUGAGCGCCGCCACCACUGAGCCUCCAGUUGCUCCACGGUACAUCAGACAAUUUGAUAGAUGAUGUUUUUUAUGCCUUUUUGGAUGUUUUAUGAAAAUAUGAUCGAGAUUCAGACCUGUGGACGCUCAGUUAAGUUCCCUCUUUCCUUCCUCCAGGGUGCCCCCUCCUCCGCUCUCCUCUGACUCCUCCCACCAGCUCCAGGACGGCAACUACGUCCCCAUGACCCCCCUGGUUCCUUCCCUCCCUGUUCAUCCCAUCCCUGCCACAGGUGACCCCGCGUCUCUGGGGAGACAGGUUCCUCCGCCCGCCCACAUGGGUUUCCGUAACUCUCCGCUCACUCCCCUCGCUCCCCUCACCCCGCCGCUCCGGAGGAACACUGUAAACACUGCGGGGGGAGUGGAGGUGGAAGCCAUGCCUCCUCCGAUCCACCGUAACCUGAAACCCCAACGAUUCGGUGAGGACCUUAAACAAUCCGUCUCUUUGUCAUCUCUACGAAACAAAUCGUAAAGACACAGUAACAUGAACGUGUUUGGCAUGUGCAGCCAGUGUAGAGUCUUCUGUUGAUGCUGAUGUUGUGUAUUUCUGCAGGAGCUUCUGUCAGUCAGCCUGCAGAGAGGACGGAUGCUCAGACUGCUGCAGAGCCCAAACACAAAACAAAAGGUACGAACACUUUACCCUCCACGUAGCUGCUGGUCGGGGUGAUUUUCAAUGUAUGUCAAUUCCUGCCGUUUGGUAGGCAAAUUUCGUGGCGGAUUACGGACAGCAGGAAUCGCAAGAACUCACAAGAACAUAGGCUAACCAUAUAAGCAGUAGAUUGUGUCCUUCCAUAGGAGGAAAUCUACUUCUAGACUUCUAGAAUCAGCAUCUCCUCAUCCAUGGUGUCAUCGGGGUGAAAUGACAUCUAGAAACCUUCCACUUGUUCAUCCCCACCUGUUUGGAUGGUAUGAAAUACAAUCCGCCUGAAACACAGAGUGUUUCGUUUUGUGUCUGUGCCCGACUUCCUUUCCAGCACGGGUUAAUCUGUGCUGAAUUUAUCCGGCAUGGUCCAGCGUCUGGAAAAAAUAGAAUUCUUGCGAUCAGUUGCGGAGUCCGGAAAGAAGCGGGUGGAAAUUGACACAUUAACUUGAAUGGUUACGAUCAGCUACAAUCAGCAGAUACGGCCUUUUCGUUGCCGUUCCGCUGCAGAGAAAAUUUGGGGGUUAGGCAUUCCCGCAAUUUGCCAGAUUGCUUAACUCUUCUUUUGGAUUCUGUCCUACUAUGUGUGCGAACCACAAACCGUGUUCAUUCUGUCUCCAAUUAAAACCCCAAAUAUCAGCAACGAAAACUCAAUCUUUGCAUCUCCGUCUUUCCUCCUGAUCUAACCUCACCUUCUGCCUCUGACUCUCUGUUAGUCAUUCCUCGUCCCUUUGGCCUGGUUUAGUUUUAAUUAUUUACCUCCUUCCACUCUGCAGCACCAGUCAUGACAGCCUCACACUCUAAAACACCGCUCCAUAUGUCGAGCUGCAGCAUAUAGAAACGCUUACAUUAAAUAUUCAUGUGAGUUUACAGUAAGAAGGCCGUUUCUAACACCCUCUCAUCACGGUUACUUCAUCACUGUUGAUUAAGAUCUGAAUACAGAAACCUUCGCUAACAUAAAACCCUCAUUGGUGCCUGUUUAAGCUUUUGAUUUUCAGUCCUAAAACCCACAAAUAGGGAAAGUAGUCCAGCGAGAAGCAGUCCUGAAAUAUUAAUACAGAUAGUAGUAGUAGUAUGACUUCCUUUGAUGUUUUAAUCUAAAAUGAAAAGCCUCCCUUUUCUCGUUUUCUCCAGUGAAACCAGCUCCACUGGACAUCUCCGCCGUGCAGCAGGACUGGCAGGAAGUCCCGCCCCCUGUCCGCUCUCCUGUCACUCGCACCUUCACACGAGAGUAAGUUUGCGCCUGUAUAUUCGUGUUUGAGGAGCAGUAGCUCGGCGCUUUAUUUGCUGUGUCAACAGAAAACCACCUGACGCGUCAAUAUUUAAUGUUACUACAUACUCAGAGGUGGAGGCGUGAUGAUGUCUUUAUAGACGAGCAGGGGUCAAUGGGCCGGGCUGCUCUCUGCCGCCCUCCUGUGGUGGAGAAGGGCACUGCGGGAUAUUUAAAGUAAAAGUAAAAGUGGAACAGUCAAGAGAAAAGAGAAGUGCAAACCUCAAAACUUUCAUAAGCAACAUUUUAAAUCCUCUUUUAUCCUUUUGGAAAUGCAAUUUGUUUUUCUUUGAUAUUAAACCAGUAAAUAAUUAAAAAAUAUUCCAAAUGCAAUUUCCAAAAAGUUCAAACCACAAAUUUUAAAUCAACAGAAGUGUGUUUUUUAUGGUAAACAAUAAAAAGACGUAACAAAAUAUGUUUAAAAACCACAAAACAGUGCCAUAAUUUUGACGUUUCAAAGUUUUUAAAUGAUCAAAAUGUCACUGUGCAGUUAUUAGUUAAUUUAUUUUUCAUUUAUUAAGAGAAAGCAGUUUGUCGUUUUUACCUUUUAAAGAGAUUAUUAUCAAUUUUCUUAGGAUUUAAUCACUUAUAAAUAAUUCUACAGCUCUUAAUGUUUCUAAACUUCUUGCUUUUCCUUUCCAAAAAAGAAAAAACGACUUUUUUAACAGUAUCAGAAUCAGAAUCAAAAAUUUGCUUUUUCCACAGUACUCCAGUGCAAAUACAGUAAAAAGAGGAGAUAAAUAAUAGAUAAAAUAAGUAAAAAUAAAGAGAUAAUUUACAAGUAUUUACACUAUAAACAACACAAAUAGUAACAUUGUAUGCAGUAUGUCAAUAACAGUGUAUAAAAUCAGCUAAUGUUUAUGUUUGUUUACAAUAGUCCAUCUACUCGUCGGACAGACAGACCAAACUCCACUCAAAGCUCGUCGCCGUCCUCCGACUCUGACGACCCGGACGACAGCUACGUCAGCAUGAUGACAUCAUCAAGCCUCAGUUUCAGCACCGGGGAGUCGGUUCGUAAAACUCUUACUACUUUAUUUCCUUUUUUUGAUGUUCUUUUUUUACUCCAUUUUUAUUCUUGCCUAAACUUUUCCCUGUUCGUGUCUCUUAGUCUCUCAGGCUUAUGCUUCACCGAGCGUCAGAGGGCGGAGUCGGCAGCCCGAUGCUUUGGAGAGCCAAAAACAGCAAACAGGUGGAGUACCUGGACCUGGACCUCAACACGGGGCGUUCAACACUAACAAGACAGGUAAUCACCCCCUCACUUUUUUGCAAAACAAAAUAAAACAAAAUACAUAAAAAUCAUAUUGUAAAUUUUAUUAGUGUGGCCACUAGAGGGAGCCAAAUUUCCUCUGCUGUUUAUAUGUGAUAAAAAAAAUUGUUGUACAUUUAAUCAAUAGGGUUCAAAUAACAAGGAAUGAAUUAUGUUGAUUAUUUUUGGUGUUUUCUGCAGAAACGCUCCACGGCAGAAGGCGAAAAUGGCGACAGCGAGCAGUCCGGAUCGGGCGGGGAGCGCGCGCGUAGCCAGCGUACACGUGUAGACUACGUGGUGGUGGACCCCAAAAGGACCAAGGCCCUGAGGAACACCAGAGAAGCAUGGCAUGAUGGGAGGAUGUCCACGGAGAAGGAGAAAUGCUAG
Molecule: messenger RNA, 12547 nt
Organism: Xyrichtys novacula (pearly razorfish)
Lineage: Eukaryota; Metazoa; Chordata; Actinopteri; Labriformes; Labridae
Source: the annotation of a GenBank genome assembly